UUCAACAAGUAAGAUGAUUUUUAGGAUACCAUAGAAAUCAACAUAACAUACGGGGAAAGUUGAACAUUCAAUUCAACAUUGCAUCUGGAAAUGAUAUAUGACAACACAAUACAUUGUUAUAUAAUAAUCCAGUUAAAAUGGAUAAUGUAUGUUCCUAUUGUCACAAGAAAGAAGCAGUGAAUGUUAUUCAACCAUGCCAACAUUGCAAAAAAGCUGAUUUUUGUUCUGAAACAUGUAGCAGAAAUCACAAGGCAGAGCACAGAGAGCCCCGACAAAACACCCGUGGAAAAAAUGGCUUUGAAAAAUUGCAAAACGUGACACAUGCACCAACAACAAAAGAUGUACAAGUGAGGCGCAGCAACUCUGUGGUACAAAAUAAAAAACAUAAAAUGAGAAAAAAGUAUUCACGGGAAACAGGAAACUACUUCUUGAUGCAAUGGCUUUCUCGUCUUCAGCAAACAAACGCAUCUUUAUAUAUUGGACCUGCACUUGAACAACCAGGUAUUGAAAAUCGAUACCGAUGGGACAUUGUUCUGGAAAUGUGCGACACAGAUUUUAAAGAGUUUUCCAAACCAUUUACGGAAAUUUUUGUUUCACACAAAGAGCAAAAAGUGAAGGCCCUCAAAGAUCAAGAAGAAGUUGCUUGUCUUGGAGGUUGGGAUUCUAAUCUGAAUACGGAUGAAGACAUACCAGAAUAUAAUAUUACUGAUAAUGUGAGCACUGACGAAGAGAGCUCUCAUUGCUAUUCGAGCGAAGAUGAAGAUUACAGUUCAUUAAAUGAUUCAGAAGACAAAUACAGUUAUAAAACUGAUACAUGGGGACGCAAAACGAUUGAUCAAUUCAAAAAAGACCGGGAAGAUGAGCUUAGAAUCGUUUUGAUUGGAAGAACAGGCGACGGAAAGAGUGCAACAGGAAAUACAAUUCUUGGUAAAAAAAAAUUUCAUUCAAAUUGGUCAGCUUCAUCUGUAACAAAGAGCUGCUCGCAAGGUAUGGCAUUACUAAAUGGGAGGCGCAUCAACGUUCUGGACACCCCAGGUCUUUUUGAUACAAAUAUGCCCACAGAAAAGGUUCAAAAUGAAAUAAGCAAAUUUAUAGCUCUAACUGCACCUGGUCCUCAUGCAGUUGUUAUUGUGAUGCAGCAGGGAAGAUUUACCCCUGAAUUAAAGAAAAUGUUGGAUCACUUCGUCGAUCAUUUUGGAGAAGAAUUGCUGAGGUAUGCAGUAAUUGUCUUUACGCAUUGGGAAGCUAAGAGCGAUAACAAUAUUGUCUUAGAGGAAUUCAUUGGCACUGCACCUAUUGACAUGAAAGCGUUUGUCGCAAGAUGUGGAAAACGAUGCUUAGGAUUAGAUAAUAAAGGUACUCGAAGCUACAGACAAAGAAAGGUUGCAGAACUUAUCCAAAUGGUUAAUAAGGUCGUAGCCACCAAUGGUGGGACAUGCUACAGUAAUGAAAUGUACGAAAGGGCAACCCAAGAAUUGCUAGCCGAUAUGCAAAAGAGAGAAGCUGCGUAUCAAGAAGAGAAAGAAAGAGCUAGACAAAGGAUUAUCCUUGAAGUGUCCGAAAAAUACGAGAAGUUGUUAACAGAUUACCAAUAUAAAAUCAAUGAUCUGGAAAAGGCCAGAGAAGAACAAAAAAAGGAUAUGAUGCAAAUGAAUGAAAAUUUAGAUAGUGUUAAGGAUGAAAUAGAACGAUAUAAAAUUCAAAUAGAAGAGAAAAAAAAGGAACAAGUUAUAGCCAAAACCGAAAACGAGGAGAACAUUCGCAAGCUGGAACUAAAGAUAGAUCAAGUAAAUACGGAUAUGCAUCAGGCCAAAGAAAUAGAUGACAGUAAACAAAAGCAACUUGAUGGCCUUAUGAAGGAAAGGGAUGCACUAAAAAAAAACUCUCAAAAGAAUGAUGGAGAAAUUGAAGAGUUGAAAAGGAAAGUGGAACAAUUGGAUAUAAAAGCAACUGCCGCAGAAAAAACCAAAGAUGAAAUAAAAAAAACAUUAGAAAUUGCAAAAAAUGCUAGGGAACAAUUGAAAAAUGAGAAUAAAAAAUUAUUGGAAAAACUCGAAGAAGAAGCGAGGUUAGGUUUGUACCAAAGAAUAAAGCGAUGGAUAAUUGGUUCUUAAGAUGCCAAUGAAAAGAAAAGCUUAUUUAAGAUAUGUACAUUAACAGUCCGUCCUCUUUAAUAAUAUCGAUCGCAUAAAACGAAGCCAUAUGACACACUAACCUUUGUUUUCCUGAUGUUUUCUCUACUUUUUUUUCUACUUUUUAUUUUUUAUUUAUUUUUUUUUACUUUCUUUCAUUUAUUAUGACGAAAUAUUUAGUAUUCGUAUAAAAGAACAAUAUGCGACACGGAUAUUCAUAAAUGAAAUAUGUUACACAGAAUGGGUAUACACAAGUAAAAUAUCAUGCAUUUAACAUAAAAAAAUGCUAUAUCCUUUCAUGCAAAGCCGAAUUGAAACCUUAAACCGACGACAAACGAUUGAUUCAAUGACAAAAUUAUCAAUGAAUAAAUCGGGGUAAAAGCAUAAAAUUGCACAAGUUAAUUUGCGUUUUUUUUUAAUUUUAACAGCUUUUUAAUAAACACAUAACAUAUCAAUAGAAAACUAAUACUAUAUCAAUGCGUGUAUACAACGUUUAAAAACUGAUGUUCUGUUCUUAAUCUCAUCAUCUUACAUUGCACUAUGAAAACUGAAAAACAUUUCAUGUUAUCUAAAUAGUCCAUAAUACCUGUAUGUUUGACUAUUCUAUAAUGUUGUAAGCUUUGUAGGCAAUUAUUUUCAUUCAAAUUAGGUUAAGUAUUGUAAAGUCAUUAACCUCGGGUUUUUUUUACAAGAGUUUAGUAUGUUUGUUAUUUUAAAUUUUUUUCUAUCAUUUAGUCGUUGCAUUGAAAAUUAAUUUAUGAGCAUGUUUUAGUUUUCAAAUUAUUGCAUAAAAAAUUUUCUCAUUUUCCAUGAUUGCACAAAAUACUUCUUGUCAAAAUAUUAUAGUACAGUUAUAUCAGUGACACACAUCAGUCCAUAUAUGUUUGCCUAUCGCGAAUCAAUAGAUUAUACUAAAAAAGACAUAUGUCUUACAAGACUAGACAAAUGAAUUUGUUCUUGUCCUAAUCAUAAUUUCUAAUAGUGUGUAAUCACUUCUGUAAAUACGCGUCCAAAUCUUUAGAAAUCCGUUGUAGGGCAUCUCGCAGCACAUGUUAACUUGGACAAGGCGCUCUUGGAGAUGUUUGUGUCUUUUUCAUUUAUUUUACAUGCGUAAUCGUUAUUUUUCUUACAUCACAAAAUUCAUUACGAGAUUUUAAAUGAAAAGGUAAUUACAAUGAGGGAAGAUCGAACCUGAUUUAUAUUCACGUAUUUUACUUUCGUCCUGAGAAUGUUAACUGAAAAGUUUGCAGAUUAAAAUAAGUCAAUAAUUACAGACAAUAUUACAAUCAUUAUUGUAAUUCUGCAAGAGUAAUGCACUUUUAUAUUGUGCAAACUUUAGUAAACAUCUUUAUCAUACUCUUCAUUCCACUAGUAGCAAAGGAGAAGGGGCAAUAAGGCCCUUAUUUGGCCCAAAUAUUUCUGCAAAUUUAAAAGUUAUCAUACAUAUUCUUAAAUUUGUCCUAACUAGACUAAGGUACAAGGUAUUCAGAAAAUGAAAACAAAUUUUACAUUUAACGAGUUACCACGGCAACACACUAUGAUGCAAUUUGUAUAUUUUGUAAAAUUUCUUGAUUUUCCUGGUUUUUUAACAAAUUUUAAGUAUAUUUUAGAUUGGCAAAGUAUGUGCGCAUCCAAGAAACAAAUUUAUAUUAAGUGAGAUUAUGUCAAUAGUUAUAAUAAAGCUUCUCUUAAAUUUGUUGUUGUUUCUUGGCUGCGCCAAAUGUUUUCAUAAUGAGAAUAACGAUAGAAAACUGCAUAAAUUCUGUUUUUUUUUUUAUCGUUUUCAUGAAAACGGUACAUAUUAUGACGUAAUUGUGACGUCAUCAGAUAGAAAAUCUUAUAUUUUUCAUUUAUAUUUCUUAACUCUAUGCAUUUCCAAACAUUAUGUGCUAAUUUAGGAUAGUUUUCAAACAUUUUAUUUUCUUGGGCCAAAAACGGGCUUAAAUGCCCCUUCUCCUUUGUAGUAUGAAACGGCUUAGUCUGUAUUGACGUCUUUCGCCGCUCUCUAGUUGGAUUAUUCUCAAGAUAAUAAUAAACAACGUUUAAAGAUGUCAGAUUUUGUCAUAACGUUUUUAGAUCUGUUCGGGUUACCCUCAUUAUAUUAGGAGUUACCUGCUUUAGGUUUAUUAUUAGUUUACCCAAAGUAUGAGUAAAAUAUAAAUAAACACAUGUAUAUAGUCAGGGGCGGAUGUAGCCAUUUUCAAAACGGGGGGAAAAGGGGGGGGGUAUGGAAGGUGUCAACCUAAGAUAAAGAUGGGGAUUCCAACCAUGUGUCCCCAUGUAAAAGCAUUGAUCGUCAAAAAAGGGGUUCCAACCCCCGGACCCCCCCUCCCUUGGAUCCACCACUGUAUAGUUAGCAAUAAACAUUUACUUACUAUAACGAUUAACGUAUUACGAAAUAUUUUUAACACCUAAUCUAAAUGCUUGAUUUAGCGAUACGUAUUUCCUGUUGAUCUGUGAUAAAAUUUAUUGUGCACAUUUUUUAUAGGAUGUUUAUCUAUGACGAGGCGAAAAUUCACUUUACUAACGAUUUUAAAAAAAAUUGGAAAUACGCUGUCGAUACACAGGACAAAAAAAAUGUUAGUUAUGAUUAAUAAUAGCAUUGCUAGUUAAACAUAGUUAAACAAUUUAUAUACAUAAUCGUCAAUCAUUUCAUUAAUUUUCAGUCGCUUGAAAAAAGGAAAGAAAUAUUUCCAUCACUCACUUUUCUUUCAGUCUUUUUAAUUUGUUUCUAAUAAACUUCUUAGAAUCAAUAGGUACUGGGUUAGAUUCAUUUUCCCCGACUAGAAAUGUGUAUAUUUUUGUCAUUAAAUUCAUUUAGCUUUAA
This is a messenger RNA of Mytilus californianus (California mussel), 4959 nucleotides long. RefSeq lists its product as uncharacterized. The transcript is spliced from 10 exons. The record is from RefSeq and is a predicted model, not a curated record. Lineage: Eukaryota; Metazoa; Mollusca; Bivalvia; Mytilida; Mytilidae. The coding region runs from base 138 to 2114 and encodes 658 amino acids. Gene Ontology annotation, molecular function: GTP binding.